Messenger RNA from Exophiala xenobiotica, 2986 nucleotides. RefSeq lists its product as uncharacterized. The coding region runs from base 1073 to 2452 and encodes 459 amino acids. The transcript is spliced from 4 exons. The record is from RefSeq and is a predicted model, not a curated record. Gene Ontology annotation, biological process: positive regulation of transcription by RNA polymerase II. Lineage: Eukaryota; Fungi; Ascomycota; Eurotiomycetes; Chaetothyriales; Herpotrichiellaceae. Gene Ontology annotation, cellular component: RNA polymerase II transcription regulator complex. Gene Ontology annotation, molecular function: protein dimerization activity; DNA-binding transcription factor activity.
GGGCGCCAUUUGACUUUGGUUCGGGCCUCUCAACUGCCCUUCCAUCUGUCUGCCACUGUCAGUUCGAUUCGACUCUCAACUGCGACUAACCUAACCGCAUCUUCAACCACUUCUCCCUCUCGUUCCUAUUUGCCUUCAUACUGGACAUUUAUCACCAUUCUUUCAAGGCGCAAUCCCACCGAAGAACAGGCGACCUUGUACACUGACUGUCGUCGAACCCUCUUCACUGCACCGACCGCACCCUGCUGCAACUGAAACCAGCCCCAGCCUCCCGCCUCGGCGCAGCAUUCAAUCCUCCAUUGACUCCUUCGUUGUCUAUCAAGCCGAACCUCUCUCACCAACAGACCAUACCUUCUCCGACGCAUCUAUCCGAGUUCAAAUCCAAGUCCCUACUCUGCGCUCUUCCAGCCGUUGUGCGACACCUCGAGCUGCAAGUCUUAUCACUUCCAAUACCUGCGACAUCCUGGCAAGCCGCAUUUGCCUCGAUCCCGCUCCACAAGAUCCUUCCCGCGCCACGUUUUCAGCAGCCGCUCGACCCUUUUUGAAACAAGCCCUUGCGGCUCUGUAAAACCCAAAGAUUUCUGGAAUCUUGCUACGAUAGACCCCGCAGCACAAUCAGAUUGUCUUGGUGCCAACAGGCGGACCCGUUGAGGAACCUUUGAACAUACAGCCUUUGGCUACAUAUCUAGUCGAUUGGUACUAGGAUUGUGCAGGAAGAUUUCCACUACAGUGUGGUCUCUAUCCAAUCGCAAAACAACAUCUGGACAACAUUGACGGUGUGCCAGCAGCGGCAGUCUGCGUUUGAGCAUAAGGUAUCCUCUGCGAAAGAGUCUGUAUCACAUCUACGCUGUUGUGUCAGCGUUCCUGAACCACCUUUCGCCACGGUACUUCUCACGUAUCAUUUCAGCGAAGGUACCGGCCAAUUGUUUCGCGAAAUCUCAGGCUCGUCGAGCGACGAGUCAGGGACUUCCUAACUUUGCGCAAAAACCACAUGCGCGUCUCUGACAGUUGUGGUCGCUUUCUGAGCUAGUCACAAUCGACAGACAAGCGACAAGUCGACGACUUUGCAAAGAUGGAGACGACAAGCCGCCGCCCGUGGGAGACAAAUCCUCCUCAUAGUCUCCCACAGACAACUCAGACUUUACCCUCAAUAGCCUCUCUGACGUCGAAGCUGCCGGUCCAACCGAUCGACAGAGCAUCCUCCGACCUUUCCAUCCUGCCACCACAAAGAGAUUCUGGGAGCUGGAUGACGCCCGGAACACGUUCUUCGGUCAAUUCUGCCAACUCUAUGCCAUACUUAAACUCUGCCCAUUCUCCCGUCGGACGUUCGCCGUACACACCGGAGAAUACCUCUGCGCCGCCUGCGCCUUUCAAUGGCGGAAUGCAGCACCAUACGAACGGACUACCCCCACCCCCUGCGGACAAGAAUCAGCACAGAGGUAGUGGUGAUUUUGACGAAUCUAGACGGAGUAGUGUCACAAACAGCAUUCACCACGGCAUGAAUAACUUGGGGUUGGGUCCGACUUCUCCAUACACCAGCACCAAUGCCUCGCAGACCUCGCUUGUCUCGGGUCUUCAAAGAGAAAGAGGUAUACAGCAGAACGGCUAUGCUGCUGGUCGUUACUCCACCAUGAACAACCCAGUAUCUUCUUUGGCGUCCAGCCAUGGCGGACGGAGUGGGUUUGUUGGUGGCCGUGUUGCACCUCCCAUCUUGGAAAAUCCAAAGCAAGAAGUGUACAGUGCAGAAGCUCCCACACGAGGUCAAGCCUAUGCCUUUCCUGAUCCUGAGGCCGCACCCCGCCAACAGGGCCGAACGCCAUCGACCUAUUCAAGGAGAAACAGCUUUGCAGAAUCGUUUACGAGCAGUGUCCUGACAAUGGAGUCCUCUAGGCUGCCUCCAGGCCAGCAAGAACUCCCAGAAGCGCAUCAUCACAGUUUGCAGCACAAACAGGUCGACAGUCUUCGAGGGGAUCCUGAAUCCCCCAACAGCACCACACCCUACAGCCGAACCCCGGAACUUCGAAUUACCCACAAGCUUGCUGAACGUAAGCGACGAAGUGAGAUGAAAGACUGCUUUGAGCAGUUGAGAACCCGGUUACCAGCAAGUCAGAACAACAAAUCCAGCAAAUGGGAAACCCUCUCUCGAGCCAUUGAUUAUAUUACGCAGCUUGAAGACCAGAACAAGCAAGCAAGGAUUGAUUAUGAAAGUCAACGGCAAAAACUUUCAGACUUAGAAAACAAGAUGCACGAGAUGAGCCAACAAAUGCGGAGCAUGCAACAACCGCAGAGCUCGUUUCCACCUCCGCCGAACGUAAUGCCGCAAAGCCCACUCGGCUACUCAUCACACUUUAAACACCACGUGGACGGCUCAAGCGAGUCUACACGAACACUGCCGCCAAUCAUGGGCGGUAAUUCCAUGCAAGGUAUACAGUAUUCGGAAGAAAGACGAUAAUCCUGGCGAGUUUGCCCUUUUUAUCCGCCAAACGGAGAGAUAUAUGUCUUGGGAUAUUUGCGUUCGUCCUGUUCGUCUCGGCUUGUUGACGUUUCCAUGUGGCGUUCGGUCUCUUUGUCAGUGAAAAUGAGGCACUUACAGAGUGGUGGGAGAUACUCUGGGCGUCGAUUGGGCAUGGUCUGAUUGAUUUACGAUACCAUCCUUCAGCGGUGAUGUAUUCAAAGAGCAACUGGGCAAGGCUACUUUGUGGUGACGAAAUAAUUGCAAAAGUGCGAGUCACAGUGGAAGGUCUGUGUCUCGUCUAUUAGAAGACGUGUAUUUGAGAGUCCCGAAAUGUGAGUGGGUGGGUACAGGCAUGAGAUACAUCUGUACCGAGUCAGUGGGAUGUUGGGAUGUGAACGAGAGGGUUGCUGUAUCCAGUAGUCAACUUGUGAACAGGGAUGUGAACAGGGAUUCUGGCAUAGUCCGGCUGGAGUAGAUCUACCUCAUAACGACCUUCUCUUUAAUAUGUCUCUGGUGCGUCUUUGAUAUGAG